UUUUUACUAGAAUCUAAACACUGUUUUUAAAAGGUUGGAUAAUUUUGUACAUGGAUUUGCUUGUCUGAUAUCUGAAGGAAAGCGGUUUCAGGAUAUUUUGCAGUGGAUUAUUCAUACAAAUUGAUGAAUUAGAGGGAAAGUGACUGCCAUGACGACAGACGAGGCUGAGAGCGUGCAUAAACAACAGGUGUGCGAGCAGCAGCAGGAAGAGGAGGACCCUGCUGCUCAGGAGCAAGGCCCCACUGACACAGUUCAGGAGAGCCCCUCUGGCACCUCGCUUCCCCGCGUGAGCUCAGAGGAAGAACAGCAGCUGAAGCCUCGGCAGCGCACAUCCGCUGGCCGCGGUCUCUCUCGCCUCUUCUCCUCCUUCCUGAAGCGCCGCUCACAGUGCUCAGAGGGUGAGGGAGAGGAGACCGAGAGGACCCGGGAGAAGGAAGGCCACAACGAACCCAAAGCUCCCAUUGCAGACCCUGAGCCGGAACUACGCUUAGAGGGUGAUGUUGCACUAGACCAGCACUCGAUCAGUAGUGCUGAAAACCAGCAAAUCAUAGCAGAUCAAAAGGAAGACGCAGAGCUGGAGUCAGGAAAGGGUGAAAAGGGGGAGAAGGGGGAGAAGAAGGAGAAGAAAGACAAGAAAGAGAAGGAGAAGAAAGCGAAAAAGGAGAAGGCAGAUAAAGAGAAGACGGAGAAGAAAGAGAAAAAAGAAAAGGGAGAUAAAGAGAAGACUGAGAAGGAGAAAAAAGAGAAAGCAGAGAAGAAGGAGAAGGAGAAAAAGGAGAAGAAGGAAAGAAAGGAGAAAAAGAAUGAGAAAAAGGCUAAAGCAGCAGAGGUAGAGAAAGAAGAGCAAGAGACAGUAAAAGAGCAAGCAGAGGAAGAGCCCAAAGCAGAAGAAGCGGGGACAGCAGAAGCUAAAGGAAAGGAGGAAGAGGAAAAAGAAGGAGAGAAAGAGGAGGAGGAGAACACAGCUGAGGAGGAGGAGAAGAAGCAGAAAGCGUCUCGCCGUCCCAGGAUCAUGCACUGCAAAGUCAAACUGCUAGAUGACACUCUCUUCGAGUGUGAGCUUGACAAACAUGCCAAAGGACAGGAACUGUUCGCGAAGGUGUGCGAUCACCUUAACCUGUUGGAAAAGGACUAUUAUGGGCUGGCCAUAUGGGAAACACCGUCUGUAAAGACGUGGCUAGACUUUGCCAAGGAGAUUAGACGGCAAGUACAAGGCACCAACUAUGAUUUUACAUUUAAUGUAAAGUUCUACCCACCUGAUCCGGCUCAGCUAUCAGAGGACAUCACCAGGUACUACCUAUGUCUGCAGUUGCGGAAGGACAUUAAGAGUGGGUGUCUACCAUGCUCUUUUGUGACUCUGGCCUUGUUGGGCUCUUACGCCCUGCAGUCUGAGCUGGGCGAGUAUGACCCAGAGGUCCACGGCACUGACUAUGCCAAGGAGCUUCAAUUGAUUCCAGGUCAGACCAGAGAACUUGAGGAGAAAGUAAUGGAGCUGCACCGCACAUACAGGUCUAUGAGCCCAGCUCAGGCUGAUAUGAUGUUCCUGGAGAACGCCAAAAAACUUGCAAUGUAUGGGGUUGACCUGCAUCAGGCAAAGGAUCUGGAUGGAGUGGAUAUCAUGUUGGGCGUCUGCUCCAGUGGCCUGAUGGUGUAUAAAGACAAGUUGAGGAUUAAUCGUUUCCCAUGGCCAAAAGUUCUCAAAGUCUCCUACAAACGGAGCAGUUUCUUCAUCAAAAUACGCCCGUCUGACUUGGAGCAUUAUGAAAGUGCCAUUGGCUUUAAGCUGCCAAACUACAAGGCUGCCAAGAAACUCUGGAAAGUUUGUGUGGAGCAUCACACAUUCUUCAGGUUAACAUCUACAGAGGCAGCCACCACUCCCAGGAAGUUUUUGGCUCUGGGAUCAAAGUUCCGUUACAGCGGCCGAACUCAGGCCCAAACCCGUCAGGCCAGCUCCAUGAUUGACAGACCUGCCCCCCGUUUCCAGCGCUCGUCCAGUAAGCGGGCAUCACGCAGCUUAGAUGGAGCCAUGGUUUCGACCCCGGAUAAGAACGCUCGUCCUGUCAGCGCUCCCAUCAUGUCUCCCAUCUCCCUGGGCGAUGCGGCUCCCUGUCCCGUGGUGCCAUCAGCAACCCGCACAGACCACAAAGAGACGUCCACGCCCACAGGUCGUCCACGGUCCACUGAGAGAAAAAGUGAGAUGAAGACGGAGACUCAUGUGACUGACAGCUCCAAAACACACAGCACCAAAGUGGAGGGCACACCUGAAGUAAAGAAGGUAGCUCGGCGAGAGCGGCGCCACCGUGAUGCCCCAGUGGUGACGGCCACCAAUGGGGAGAGAAAGAGCCAGUCACCACGGACGGGCACAGAAGUGGUGCGCAUGAGGAAGAAAAGACCUAAGAAAAUUGAGGGUGAAACUCUUUAUAUCAGACAUAGCAAUUUAAUGUUGGAGGAUGUGGAUAAGACACAGACGGAGAUCAUGCGCCAUCACACCAGUAUCAGUGAGCUCAAGAGGAGUUUCAUGGAGUCGGUUCCGGAACCACGGCCCAGCGAGUGGGACAAACGUUUGUCAACUAACUCACCAUUCCGCACCGCCAGCAUCAAUGGACAGAUGCAGCCUUACGUGAAGACGCCCCCUCUCUUACCCAUACACAGAGUAGUAGGGGGUAUAUCAGAGUCUUGUCCUGGAUCCCAGUCUUUUCCUCCACUUCUUUCCCCCACAUCUAUAUUUCCACCCCAGUCCUACUCCCCACAAGCAGGAGUGUCCAGUAAAGCCCCAAAAGCGACUCGCCAGCCAGCCCCACGCCCUUCCUCUGCAGAGGCCUAUUACAUCAUGUAUCAGUCCCAAACCUAAACACUCUUCAACACCACAUUACUGACAUUCUCUAACUGAAAGCCUCACGCUAUGUAAAUCUAGAAGAUAACACACUUUUUAAGCAGUUCAAUGCAUUUUAUAGAUCAUUUCCAAAAACACAUGCACUACAGUAUGUACAUUAAACUGAAUUAAACAUAAGAGAAUUUUAAUAAUUCUGCUUACAAUUUCAACAGUCAUGGUUGAAUGUGUAUCUUUAAAUACACAUUGGUGUGUGAGCAACCAUUUGGCAACUACCCUUAUUUAGAAAUAAAGGUCACAUAACACACACUGUUUCUGCUAAUCUCAUGUUAUGAGUCUUUGGUUUUAUUAGAUUUAUAAAAGACAGAUCAGCUGUACUGCUACUUUCCGUUAAGAGCCGAGCUCCAGGAUGUGUACCACGAGCAGGCAACACAUACAAAACAUGAUAUCACUAUCUCUGGAUAACUUACUAUAACUACAUGUUCAUGUUGUUUACAUUAUAUACACGUAUGUGCCGAUUGCCAAUAAAACAGACCUUUGAUGCAGUUUUACUUACCGCCUGCGACUUAUGAUCUAGUUGUUUUAUUACUGGGACUACCCCAUUUCAACAAAUACAGCAUAAAAUAAACACACUUGCAAAACUCUGCUUCUAUCCCCCGGAUAAACAAACUAUAUCUAUUGUUCCUAUAAUGCCCGGUUAUUUGGGAAACUGAACAAGCUUAAAUUUCUCUCAUUAAAGGUGACAUAGAAUGAUUGAACGGGGUAUUUAUCCUUGUUCUGUGAUGUGACAUGUAGACAAACAUUUUUUUUGUUUGGGUCUGUAAUGCCUUAGAAGCUUCCUAAAAACCUCUCUCAGAUACCUCUAUUAGGGCGUGGGAUUUUAAACAAGUGGUUUUGCACCUAUUUGGCUCCCCCUACUGGCUUAACUUGCAAUCUCAUUACUGAUUGGCUGACUUUGCUGCCACUCAAAAAAUGUAGCCAAUUAUUUUAAAGUGGAGGGGCAGUUAGAUGCCUGUGAGUCAUAAGCAUCAGUUUUUCAGAUUGGGCAGAUUGGGUUUUCUGGCUGACAUUUCUAAAAGAGGAAUUUCUAUGAGACUGAGAUGUUUAACAUGUUUAGCACUUUUUGUAUGUUUGUGAAUGCGGGUAGACUACCAUUAUUCAACAAAGACCAGGUAAAAAUGGUUUUUCAUUCUCUGUCCCCUUUAACAACAACACACUUCUUUAAUGACGUUAAUUUCAUGUCAGCUCUUGGUUUGUGUGUGCGUGCGCUGUUCUGGGUGAAGUGCUCAUAUAAGGACUUCCACUGUACUCUCUGCACUGCUUACGAAGCAGAUUCAGUAGUCGAUUCAAUCUUUCAAAAACCUUUCUGAAACAAAUCAGGACGAGUUGAAUUCCUGUCCUACUUGGCACAUUGGGUUUUACAUUUACGUGUCUGGCAGAUGCUUUUACCCAAAGCGACUUGCAGGUGCAUUCAAGCUAUACAUUUUAUUACUGUGUUCUCGGGGAUGGAACCUACAACCUUUUGAACUCAGUACUCUACCAACUGAGCUACAGGAACACUGUUCUGUUUCUGUUGGGGUGUAGUACACAUCUAUCUAGCCCAUGAAUAACAUGACAUACUCUUCUAUCUGAUAGGGCACUAAGUAGUUGCCAAACCAUUUUAUAAUGUUACUUUGUUCGUGACUGCUAUAUUUACACUGCCUUAAUGUACUUGGAUUGCUAUCAGGUGAACAUACCGUCAACACCAUAAAAGAUUUACAGGCCUUUGCCACACCCAGUUUUGGUGUCCUCUCUGCUCACAUCAUGAGCCUAAUACUUCAAACCUACCCCGAAUUCUACACAACCACUCAUUCGCAUCUCUUUCCCUAUUAGUCUAUCUUUUCUCAUCUCUCCUCCCCCCAAUCCCCCUCCACUCGCCUGUUCAUUGUUCUCUGUCUCUCUUGAUGUCCCGUUGCUCCGCGCAGAGGUGGAAGCAUGCGACAGACACGCCGAGGAGAGAACAGGUAAGAGUCAAGUGGGCAUCCGUGUUGGAGGCGCCUACACUCCUGCAGUGUAUGGAGGAGGGUGAGGAUGAUGUUAGUAUCGAAGACAGAAUCAUUGAGGCUCGGGACCAAAUCUCAAUAGCUGUGUCCACAGAAGAUAAGUGGAGUGCCACCAGAGUCUGCCAGCUGUACCUGGUGGUUCUGCAUCACACCCAUAUCUCGGUUCUGCUGAGUGGCCUGCUGGUGGCAGCACUGAUAUUGUGGUGGCUGGUCUUCCUUUGAGAGACAACUAAGAAGAAACAGACAUCGGGGAGACUUUUCAGACAAAUCCGAGUGUGGAUUUUGAGACUAUAUGGAGGAAAAAGAGAAAGUGUGGACCUCAAAUUUACUCUUUCCCUGUGUCUCAAUUCGUUCCCUAUCUCCCGAGGUCAUGAAUUAGUAUAUCAUGUAUGCAGGUUCGGGCACUGGUAAGGACUCUAGCUCACUUGACAUUGGGACACUGUACACUUAUUUUCCUGUGACGUUGCUGCUUAAGCGUAUUGUGAUAAUUCACAGCUCUUACUCGCCAACAACCGGCAAAACCAACAUCUCUCUAACUUCAUUUUUAAACAGUAAAUUGUUAAAAAAAAAAAAAACGCUGUCAUUAUUAUCUUACAUAUCCAUGCAUAAAAUUGGAGGCAUAUAAUAACAUUUUAAAUUAAAAUAAAAAAUAUUUUACAAUUUUAAAUAAAUUAAAAGUGGUCCCUUUAUGUCUAGCGAUGUGUGUUCAUUUCAAACUUUUGUAUUUAUAGAAGAGUUGGUUCAUGUGAUUUUUCAGUUGGAGUGCUUUAAAAAUGUCACGUGAUUUCCAGUAAAGAACAUAGGGACCAUCGAUGAUCACUGGUAAUUUUUUAAGGAACGAAUGUUCCUGUGUACGGGAAGGAUUUUGCGAUUGAGACAGCCAUUAAUAUGGCCGACUCCUUGAUUAGUGCCCUGACUGCUGAACAAGGGAGCUGAUUGAGACACAGCCUUUGAUUCUCAUUGACCUGUUGAUGAUUUCUUGCUCGAUUGAUAGUUUAGAUUGACUAUUUAUGUACGUGUGACACAAAACCCCAGGAUACAAGAGCGCUGUAUUUCCAGAAUGGAUUCAAUGGUCACAUUUUUCAAUUUUUCUUUUUAAAUGUAUAUGUUAAAUCAGCGUUUUUCGGUGUUUGUUCAGUUACAGACAUUAUGCUAACUGUCAGUGAUUAUGUUUUAUAGUGUCUGCCUAUGGAAUUGUGAUUGGUCGUUUCUUGCAUCUUUUCAUCUCCUAUAGUGGCAUUUACUGUAUCACAGUAUAUAUUGAUUCUUGGCAGACAUUUGAGCAAAGCUAAUAACCUAAGCUUACUUACACUACUUACACUUAAAACUAACCCUAUUUUGUGCCUUGCAAGCACUGGCAUUUCUUUUAGGUAAUUUAAACUUCUUAUUUUGUUGCUAUGGAGAAUUAUGGCUGUGGUUUUUCUCAGGACUUUAUAAUGUAUAGAGCAUUCUGAAAUUUCCUGCUUGUUUUUAAAACAAUUAAUUAAAAUGGUUUCUUUAUUACUUACUUUAGUCUACAGCUACAGGAAGUUUACAUGUAUAUAUUUUUUAGAUCAGCCAAUUGGAUUAUACUUUACUCACAAUCCCCUUGAAUAUGAUUUAUCCUGUUUUUCCUUCCUUGGGACUGAGGAUACUGUAUUUUUGGUCAUUUUUGUAAACUAAUGUUGAUAGGAAAUUAGAUGUCACUCUAGCUUUAAAUUAAUGAAAUCAGGACCUCUUGUUCCACAUACAAAUAAUGCAGAAAUUGCAAUGCAAGUUUUGAGGUUUGAAUUGAAUUUAGUUUAGGAACCACCUCUGAGAGAAAACCUUUGCACUUCCAAGGACCUUUAUCAGGCUAAAUGCCAUUUUAAAAUAAUGGCAAAUGACAUUGAAGAACACUGGUAUAAAACAGUUUUAUGUUGCACUUUUAGAUCACAACCCAUGUUUUUGUUCCUCCAUACCAAUUAUUUUCACACCCCAUGAACUUGUUUGCAUUUUUGUCAGUUUAAAUAUUGCAUAAACUUUUGACUUAGACCCAUUCCCUGAUAAUGACAAUCCAAGAUGCAAUGCUGUAAAGUCAUUUUUAAAACAUUUAGAAGAAUAGCCAAUUCCCAGUCAACACCUUGAGGUCAUGACCAGUUUUCUGUUUGUCAGUUUAUCUGCUUUACAAUCAAUUGCAACAAUAAAAUAUAAGUUAGAUAAACAAACACAGAAAUUGUCUUUCUUUUUAGAUAAAACAGAUUGCACUUAAAUUUUUAAGUUUAAUUGACUUUAAAUUGCAAUUCAUUUUAACUUUCUUGACUAGUGAGGAGUUGCUAUAAAUUAUAAAAAUAAAAUGAAUUUUUUUUACAGUGUAUUGAGGUUUUAUACAAUGAGUCUAAAUUUUUUGAGGUCAGCAGUUAUGUAACAGUGGAAAUCUAACAAGUGUAGCAGUAGAUUAAAUGGCAUUUAAAUCAGAAAAAAAUAUGCAUAUUCAACUUUCUGAUCCAGACCCCUGUUAAAUAUAAUGUCUAAUUGACAGUGUUGUGUGUUGCUUAUUCAUAUUUUUCUCAGUACUAAUAAAGAUGGGUUUGAAAAAUCCAUCGUAGUCAUAUUCACAAUUUGAUUUUUCAUGUUUAACUCUUUCACCGCCAGCAUUUUUAAAAAAAGUUGCCAGCCAGCACCAGCGUUUUUCAUGAUUUUCACCAAAGUUUAAUGCCUUCCAGAAAAUGUUCUUCUUUAAAUAUAUAAACAUACAAUAUACCAAAUGAAAGAACAGACCCUCUGCUUUCAAACAAAAAAAACCGUUUCAUCCUACCUUUAGUGGUUCUUUUGUAAUCAGCUUUUGAAUAUGGGUAGGUUUUUGCAAAAACACCAUAUUUUGAGCAAAAAACAGAGAUAAUUCCAUUUUUAUGACGGAUUUUUCAUAGAGAUCAUAUUCAGAGCGAUCUUUAAAACAGACACGGACAUGCAGCAGCUUGCCAUAGGGCAAUACUUCCGGUUUUAAAAAGUUGCGGAAGGGCGCCACCUGGUGGAUAAUAGCGGUAUUGCGGAAAGACGGAAAAUCUCGUCAUUGGCGGGGAAGCGUUUUCUCUUAAUUGACGAGAUAUCUCGUCAAUGGCGGGGAAAGAGUUAAAGACUUGAAUAUGGGCCACAGGAGGAUUUGACUUUUAUGGCCCUUUUGAGAUAGACCCCUUUGUUUCUCGUAGAAAACAAGUUUUGCAGUUUUCUUCAACAGUAUAGCAUUUGAUUUCACCGUACAUGUUUGUCCUUUUUAGCCAGUAACAAUGUGUAAGGAAACAGAUCUUUUAAUGCAAGCUGUUUUUUUUAAAGCGUCACAUUGCUUUGCUCCAAUCUGACUUACAGCAGCUACUGUAUGAUGUCUGUCAACCUGACGUAUUGACUGAAAAUAAUUUCUGAUUUGCCAUUUGUAAAAUGUUUCUAAAUCAAAAGCUUUUUUGGCAGAGUGCCUGGAGAUAAAAGAUUAAAAAGAAAAAUUUAUGUAAUUUGUCAGGGCUAUGAAGUGCAUAACCUGCAUAUCUAAGACGUGCAUUAUGGGUAAUAGAAAUGCUGGAGUCUUGUAAGAUGCUGAAGACUUCCGCCCGGCCUUUCACAGAGUGUUUCAUAAGACACACAGCCUUAUUUUAUAACAUACAUAUGCUUCAUCUUAUAAUACAUACCCUUCAUUUAACACUGUACACGCCCUUUAUGUAUGAACAUUUGUAUGAAUAUGUAUGUAUAUGGAACUCUUUGAUGGAUUGUGGUAUACGAAUAUCAUUUGAAAUGUUUUUCUUCUUGUGGGUUGUAUAGUUUAGCAUAGCUGUGGUAGCAUUUUCGUUCACUUGUGUUCAAGGAAUCAAAUCAGUGUGCUAUAUAUUCCUUUUGAACCCUUUUCAGAAAGAUUUACCUCUCUGCUGAGCAAAAACUAUUUUAAGGAGAGUCAUAAAAUACAUCCAAAGGGCUUUUCGUGUAACUAAGCAUUUUUUCCGGUUUGGUAGCUGUUUUUUAUGACGUGGUCAGCACAGAAAAUCGGCCUUGCGGUACAGAGACUCGAACAAAGGUUCCAGAUGGUGUUUAGUAAUUGUCGAUGUGUUCAACUAAAGUUAAUGAAGUGAGAAAAGCAAUCUCACCUACUUUCAUCUCGA
This is a messenger RNA of Paramisgurnus dabryanus, 8975 nucleotides long. It is a transcript of the gene epb41a, whose product is annotated as erythrocyte membrane protein band 4.1a. The record is from RefSeq and is a predicted model, not a curated record. Lineage: Eukaryota; Metazoa; Chordata; Actinopteri; Cypriniformes; Cobitidae. Gene Ontology annotation, biological process: cortical actin cytoskeleton organization; actomyosin structure organization. Gene Ontology annotation, molecular function: actin binding; structural molecule activity. Gene Ontology annotation, cellular component: cytoskeleton; plasma membrane.